This is a messenger RNA of Styela clava, 2087 nucleotides long. NCBI's taxonomy places the organism in Eukaryota, Metazoa, Chordata, Ascidiacea, Stolidobranchia, Styelidae. The record is from RefSeq and is a predicted model, not a curated record.
AUGACUCUUUACGCUGGUGUUCAUGUAUUGAAGAACUGCUCUCUUGUUUUUGUGACUUCAGCCAAUGGUUUAUUUGUUUACGUAAAUGACUGUAUAUUGAAGAAAUCUCAUGGCUUUGAUCAUGGUGAAAAAAUUCCUGUCAGAUUUGUGCAGUUAUUAGAGAGAUGGCUGACAAUUGUGGAAUUCACACAGGCAUUUGUAGAAAUGACUGCAAGUCGAAUUGGCGGUCGAGGUGCGAGAUGGGCUGUCAUUGUUGUUAUUUCGCUCAUAAAGGCUUGCAUGAGACUGGUGUUGUUGUAUGCAUUCAAAUCAAACAUUCAAACUCAUCCACCAGUGAAAAAAAUGACUCGGGAAACUCUAUUUUCUAAAGAUCAAGAUGUCAACUCUAAUAAUAUUGAAAACAAAUCUAAACCAUAUGUAUACGUGGGCCGAAGGACAGGCCACGUCAUGAGAACAUUGGACCACACUUCACCGACACAUUCAAGAAGCUGGGAAACACCCAAGCCUUCGUCAGUGUCUUUUGAGCUUGAAGGAAAGGUCGUUAAUUCUUCGUUUCCGACUCCACCAGGAUCUCCAACAGAGUUAAAUAAUUUGGAAAGAGUUGGGGAAACUUUACACAUCCUGCGACCAAUAAUACAUUUAAUUGGUGUUGGUUUUUUCGGCACACAAUCAGUCGUACCAUGGUUAGCAUCUCUAGUCACUGAUGCUUCAUCACAUACUUUGCUUAAUGGGCAUGUCCAAGAAAAGUUGAAAACAUCCACAAGAUUUAACAGUGACGAACGUAAAGAAUUGCGACGUCGAGCUGCAGUUAUGAUAUUUUAUUUGCUACGAUCUCCAAUAUAUGAUAGAUUCACAAAGGUUAAAGUAAUGAAGAUGAUUCAAGUUUUAUCUGAUCAUGUGCCUCUCGUUCGUUUCAUUCUUCAACCACUCGCUCGAUACUUACCUGCUUGGCAACAAGUUUAUUUCUAUACUUGGAAAGAAUAAAGAUUUUCUAUUGAAAAGAAUUCCUAACUGAGUGAUGAGAAGUUUACAGGCCAGGCCUGAAAUGUUAUCAAAUAUGCAAAAUGGGGUGAUUUCAACUUGUCAUCGAGGAUGACAUAGCCUACUAUGAAAUUCAAGGUGUUUUCUAAUUGUUUCGAAAAAGCGCGUGGAUUAUGUUACAAUCGGUUGUGUCUUAUGUGUGAUGAAGCAUGAUAUUCCCUUGAUUUUUACCCAAGACGAAGAUAGAUGACAAACUAAUGUUCUGUUUUUGAAUCCUUUUUGAUCUUACAGCAAUGAAUAAUUUGAGCUGAUCGAUUUCCUCUUAAAAAAAAUCUUCAAUACCAAUCACCAGUAUUACCGCUGGUCCCCUGAUUGUUUGAAUCUUUAGCUAAUCAGGUAUUAUGAUGUAUCCACCCAUAGAUUCAGUGUAUUUGUCAUUUUUAAAGAUUCCUAAUUUUAGUGUAAAACUCUUAUCAUGGUCAUGAUGUGGAAUGUUGAUGCACAUUUUCGAAUUUAUUUAUUUCACAAGUACAAUAAUGUUGCAAAUUAGAUUGGAGUGACCUAUCACUGCGUUUUUUUAAUUUUCAUUUCGUUUUGGAUCCUAUUCGUGUUUGUGAACUUUGUCAUCUGCAUAUUUUUUGGUAUCCCAGUUUUUCGGGCUUCUCGGACAAUAUCCACAUUUGUUUUUCAUUCAUUCGACAUUCUUCAUUCUAAGUCAUUAUUCAAACUUAAAAUUGUCAACAUUUGGAUCCAGGCCUACUCAUCUCUAUAUAUCUUUUAUGUAGAACUCUUGUGUUUACGGCAAGUGCCUGUACUGUGUAUCUCAUGUACUGUCGAGCCAGUAUCUUCUAUUAGAAAUGUUCUACCUGACAAAGAACUUCCUAAACAAUUGAGGUUAUUUGUUAGCUUCAACCUGAAUCAGACUGAAAUCUUCAUCUUCAAUUGCAAACAUUAAGUAUUUUUUGAUAAUCUAAUAAAUUGUGCUUUUGAUUUCUCGAUUUUAAUUAUUAUCAUUCCUUGUGUAAAUAUUCAAUCAUUGUUUGAUUGUUACAACUACUGCUCAUUAAUAUUAUUUGAAUAUUUUUAAUAAAUAUUGUAAUUGCGAA